Messenger RNA from Rhodotorula toruloides NP11, 696 nucleotides. Its product is annotated as mitochondrial intermembrane space import and assembly protein. Gene Ontology annotation, biological process: protein import into mitochondrial intermembrane space. Bases 1 to 696 code for a protein of 231 amino acids. The record is from RefSeq and is a predicted model, not a curated record. Gene Ontology annotation, cellular component: mitochondrial intermembrane space. NCBI's taxonomy places the organism in Eukaryota, Fungi, Basidiomycota, Microbotryomycetes, Sporidiobolales, Sporidiobolaceae. Gene Ontology annotation, molecular function: protein-disulfide reductase activity. The transcript is spliced from 3 exons.
AUGUUCCGCGCUUCGCUCCGAGCUGUGCCGCGAUCUCUUCCGGCUCGCUCGUACCGGCAGCAGCUCCGUACGGCGACCACGUCGACCGCCCAGCGCCGCUUCGCCGUCUACCAGUCCCAGACGACCAACUCGUUCGUGUACGCCUCGGUGGGACUCGCGGCAUUGCUCGGAUGGACGGCGGCUAUCCUCACGGUUGGCGGACGGGGCAGCAAGCACGGCAAGAAGGACGCGCAUGCGGCGAAGAAGGGCGCCGACGCACCUGUAGCAGAAACGGCGACACCACAGCCUGAUGCGGCGGCGGCACCGUCCGCGGAAGAGGGUCAAGCAGCAUCGCAGUCCGCCGCUUUCAACCCCGAAACUGGCGAGAUCAACUGGGACUGCCCGUGCCUCGGCGGCAUGGCAGACGGACCGUGCGGCGAGGAGUUCAAGGCGGCGUUCUCGUGCUUCGUCUACAGCGAGGCCGAGCCAAAGGGCAUCAACUGCGUCGAGAAGUUCCGGCACAUGCAAGAGUGCUUCCGCAAGCACCCUGACAUCUACGGCGACGAGGACGACGACUUGCACGAGGAGGAGGAGGACUUUGACCUUGUGUCGCGGGCAGAGGCGGCGUUGGCGUUGCCGGACCAACACUUCUUGGAGGAGGCUGCAAAGGAGGCUCCGACACGGAAGGAGGCGGAGGCUGCGUCGACGCUCGAGUAG